This is a messenger RNA of Vicia villosa (hairy vetch), 1068 nucleotides long. RefSeq lists its product as uncharacterized. The transcript has 2 exons. The record is from RefSeq and is a predicted model, not a curated record. The coding region runs from base 1 to 1068 and encodes 355 amino acids. NCBI's taxonomy places the organism in Eukaryota, Viridiplantae, Streptophyta, Magnoliopsida, Fabales, Fabaceae.
AUGGAGAAAGCUUCUAGCUUGGAGGAGUAUAGGGGCUUCUCUUUUGGGAAUAAUAAUGCGGUCGAUAUCCUGCACUUUGCCGAUGAUACCAUAAUACUGGGAAAUGGAGAUGAGCAGAAUCUGUGGUGUUUGAAAGCCAUUCUCAGGGGCUUUGAACUUAUGGCUGGUCUCAAGAUCAACUUCAGCAAAAUUAACAUUGUCGGGAUUAAUCUGUGUGAGGAUUAUAUCCAAAUGUCUUCAACAUUCAUGUCCUGUGGUAUAGGAGUCACCCCUUUCAAGUUUUUGGGUGUAAUGGUGGGAGAUAGCCCGAGGAAGACGGCAAUGUGGAAAGAAGUCAUUAAUGAUAUAAGAAGGAGGUUGAAUAAUUGGAGAGGUAAAUUUCUUUCGGUUGGAGGGAGGGUGGUCCUAAUAAACUCGGUUCUAAACGCAAUUCCCUUAUACUCUCUUUCAUUCUACCGAGCCCCAAAGAAGGUGAUAAAGGAGAUUGUUAGCAUUCAAAGAAACUUUCUUUGGAAAGGUGUGGAAGGUGAUAGAGGCAUUUGUUGGGUUAGUUGGCGUAACGUUUGUAGACCCAAAGAAGAAGGUGGUCUUGGCAUAAGAGACGUUAAUAACAUGAACAUUUCGUUAUUAAUGAAGUGGAAAUGGAGAAUUUGUAAUGAAGAGAAUGCAGUCUGGUCUAAUCUUUUAAUUCAUAGAUACAAGAAUCCGGUGGUUAAAAUGUUUGUGAACGACAAGGGUGUUAUUUCCAGCAGAGAUUCUAUAUGGUGGCGAGAUUUAAUAUUGAUUAACGAUUGUGAUGGAUCAAAUGGUCUAUCUCAAUUGGGUGGGGACCAAACUUUGUCGGAAGCGUAUCUGGAGCUGUAUGAUAAAGCUGCUAACCGCUUCGCGUCAGUCGCGGAGGCUGGUCAUUGGGAGGAUGAUGUUUGGACCUGGGACAAUGAAGGCUGGCUGAGAGAGUCUGAUUUUGGUGAUGAGGAUUUGCUGACAUCGAUGCAAUCAGUCUUGCUGCUGCUCAAUUUUCAGAAUGCCGGCAGAGACGAGAUUUUAUGGAGGGCGGAUGAACAAUGA